This is a messenger RNA of Dendrobium catenatum, 1398 nucleotides long. Its product is annotated as malate dehydrogenase. Gene Ontology annotation, molecular function: L-malate dehydrogenase (NAD+) activity. The transcript has 7 exons. The coding region runs from base 118 to 1116 and encodes 332 amino acids. The record is from RefSeq and is a predicted model, not a curated record. NCBI's taxonomy places the organism in Eukaryota, Viridiplantae, Streptophyta, Magnoliopsida, Asparagales, Orchidaceae. Gene Ontology annotation, biological process: tricarboxylic acid cycle; malate metabolic process; oxaloacetate metabolic process.
UCUGUUCGGCUCAAUAAAUUUUCUAUCCCCUUGGCGGAGGCGUCGUCUCCAUUCAAUUGGGCUCUCGCUCUCUUCUGCGCGCUCGUAGCAUUUCCUGCCAUUAUCUCCAAAGUUCCGAUGGCAAAGGAUCCAAUUAGCGUUCUUGUAACCGGUGCCGCAGGGCAAAUUGGGUAUGCUCUUGUACCGAUGAUUGCUCGGGGUGUAAUGCUUGGUCCUGACCAGCCUGUUAGGUUGCAUUUGCUUGACAUUCCACCCGCUGCAGAAGCUCUCAAUGGCGUUAAAAUGGAGUUGAUUGAUGCUGCAUUCCCACUCCUUAAGGGAGUUGUUGCUACAAUUGAUGUUAUUGAGGCUUGCACUGGAGUCAAUAUAGCUGUGAUGGUUGGUGGGUACCCAAGGAAGGAAGGUAUGGAAAGGAAGGAUGUGAUGUCAAAGAAUGUAUCUAUCUACAAGUCACAAGCUGCAGCCCUUGAACAGCAUGCAGCAGCCGGCUGCAAGGUCUUGGUUGUGGCUAAUCCAGCCAAUACCAAUGCCCUCAUAUUGAAGGAGUUUGCUCCAUCUAUACCGGAGAAGAACAUAACUUGUUUGACACGGUUAGAUCACAACAGGGCACUUGGUCAGAUUUCUGAGCGACUAAAUGUUCAAGUCAGUGAUGUUAAGAAUGUCAUUAUAUGGGGGAACCAUUCAUCUACUCAAUACCCUGAUGUAAGCCAUGCUACGGUGAAAGCUCAACAUGGUGAAAAGCAUGUCCGCGAACUUGUUGCUGAUGAUGAGUGGCUGAGAGGAGAAUUCAUUGCAACUGUGCAACAACGUGGUGCCGCUAUCAUCAAAGCUAGGAAACUCUCGAGUGCACUCUCUGCUGCAAGUUCGGCUUGUGAUCACAUUCGUGAUUGGGUCCUUGGGACCCCAGAGGCAACUUGGGUUUCCAUGGGUGUAUACUCUGAUGGAUCUUACAAUGUACCAGCUGGGUUGAUUUAUUCUUUCCCUGUGACAUGCCGUGAUGGAGAGUGGUCUAUUGUUCAGGGACUCUCAAUUGAUGAAUUCUCAAGGAAGAAGCUGGAUGCGACGGCUGAAGAGCUUACCGAGGAAAAGGCUCUGGCGUACUCAUGCCUCUCAUAAAUUAUCCCUGAGUCGCCAUUCAGCAAGUCAGGUUUUGCACCGUUGAAUUUUGAAUAAAAUAGACUUUUUACUGAAACAACUGGUUUAUAAGUUGUUGAACUGCCACCAGUUUUUAUUUUCCCUGUGAGAUUAUGAACUAUAUAUUUAUUGUAUUUUGAUGCACACUGUUGCAUACCAGUGAAGGGCGGUGGGCUCUCAGGUGGUAAAAAAUGUGUUAUCUUUUUAAAACUUACUCUAACCAGACCCUUUACAUGGGAAUAAUGUCAUUUUUUCUGUUUGGCA